Molecule: messenger RNA, 459 nt
Organism: Adineta ricciae
Lineage: Eukaryota; Metazoa; Rotifera; Eurotatoria; Adinetida; Adinetidae
Source: the annotation of a GenBank genome assembly
AUGUUUAUUUCAUCGUUACCAUCAACAUUUAUCCUUGCUAGCUGCUGUCUUGCCAUGAUAAUCUUCCUUAAAUCAUCGUGCGCGUAUGUUGUUGAUUCGAAUGAAAUAAGACAAUUGGAUUUCAAUUCACCUUCAUAUUUUGAUCGUUAUGUUCGUACGACCAAAUUUCCACGCAUUGGCCGUUCAAUCUAUGAUAACGAAGAUCUUUCGUCGUUGUUAGAUGUUAAUACUAAUAGCGAAGAGGCAACAGAUGAAAAUCUCGAGCAACGCAGUGUUCUUUUUCCACGAAUUGGUAAACGUGCAUUUCACAACUUACUUUGGGCCAACAGCCGAUCCAAUCCACAUCGAAUGUUAGAUUCUCAAGGUCGGUACUAUGUCAAUGGUUAUGAUUAUCAUAUUCAUCAAUCUCCAUUAAAUUCAGUGUCACGUUAUCGUGGCAAACGAAGUGUUUCAAUGUAA